Lycium barbarum (goji berry) is the source of this 2107-nucleotide messenger RNA. RefSeq names its product probable 26S proteasome non-ATPase regulatory subunit 3. Gene Ontology annotation, biological process: ubiquitin-dependent protein catabolic process; regulation of protein catabolic process. The record is from RefSeq and is a predicted model, not a curated record. Gene Ontology annotation, molecular function: enzyme regulator activity. The transcript is spliced from 9 exons. Gene Ontology annotation, cellular component: proteasome complex; proteasome regulatory particle, lid subcomplex. NCBI's taxonomy places the organism in Eukaryota, Viridiplantae, Streptophyta, Magnoliopsida, Solanales, Solanaceae. Bases 583 to 1947 code for a protein of 454 amino acids.
UUCCCAUGUCAUAAAAAAAAAAAAAACUAAAACCCAAUUUAGAAAAUGAAAUCAAUAAGAAAGUAUAAAACUUCAUAGAUGAAAAUAAAAGAUCAUGAAGCCAUGUGGUGUCUCAUUGCUUGGCCAAAAGGAAAGCGAUUUCUUCAUUCUCAAUCAACGAAUUUCAAGCUCAGCUCAUCUCUCGCUUUCUCAUUUUCCAUGGAUUAAAUAUUCUCUUAUACUUGCUGCCAAAGCAAGUCAUCGAACUAUUCUAAUUAUGAUCGAAAAUAAUAAGUCGUCAUACAAAAUAGAUAAAUCAGACGACAAACGAAAAAUAUAUAUCAAAGGGAACAAAAGAAUUGGAUGUAAGGAAAUAUAAAAGAGAGUAGAAAAACAUCAAAAUAAUAAAUAAUCUUACAAAAUUCACUCUUAAAAAGUUUCCCAAAGAGACUGCUUAAUUUGGAUGCUACCAAAAAGGAAAGGAUUUCAAUUUACAGGAGAACAUGUUCUUCCAAUAACCAAAAAUAAAAAAUAAAAAAAUAAGGAGGACUUAUACUUUCCUUUUUAGGAGGAGCACAAAAAACAGUAAAUGUUUUCUUUAAAAUGAAUAGAGUUAUUAAGAUUGGAGAUCAAUCAGCUCCUUCUGUAUAUGACUGCUCAGUUGAUCCUUCUGUUUUGCAAGAUUUGAAGGAGAUAGCAUCACUGAUUAAGAGUGGAGCGUAUAAUAGUGAAGUAAGGAAGAUAUACAGGGCUAUGAGAUUGACCAUGAAACUCAGGAAGAAAUUGAAGGGUCCAAUACUAUCUGCUUUUCUGAAUUAUGCCCUUGGCCCUGGUUCUGAGGUCCAUGCGCGGGUAUCUUCAUACAUGUCACAGGACAGACAUGACAACCAAGUUGAUGUGGAAAUGUCUGAAACUGAAGCCCGUUCAAAAAGUCUGGUGCCUGAGCUUGAAAUUUAUUGCUACUUGCUUGUUCUAAUAUUUCUGAUUGACCAGAAGAAAUACAAUGAGGCUAAGGCUUGUUCCUCAGAAAGCAUCACUCGUCUAAAAAGUAUGAAUAGUACAACUGCUGUUCUUGCAUCAAGACUCUACUUCUACUAUUCUUUAAGUUAUGAACUUGCUGGUGAUCUUGCUGAAAUCCGAGGUAACUUGCUUGCGUUGUACCGGAGUGCAACUGUACGCCAUAAUAAGUUGAGUCAGGAAACACUUCUUAAUCUGUUACUGCGAAAUUACCUUCACUACAACUUGUAUGAUCAAGCAGAAAAAUUUCGUUCAAAGGCCCACCAAGUCGAAGCUCUUUCUAAUCAACAGUUUUGCAGAUACCUUUUCUACCAGGGUAAGAUAAAGACAAUUCAGUUAGAGUACACAGAUGCCAAAGAUUCUCUUCUGCAAGCUGCCCAGAAAGGUCCAAUGUCUGCAGUUGGUUUCCAAAUACAAUGCAAUAAGUGGGUUAUUAUAGUCCACUUAUUGCUUGGAGAGAUCCCUGAGAGGACUAUUUUUACACAGAAAAGAAUGGAGAAAGCAUUGAGACCAUACUUGGAGCUGACAAAUGCUAUUCGUAUUGGAGAUCUAGAGUUAUUUAGAACAGUAGCUGAGAAAUUUUCCAGCACUUUUAGCCAAGACAGAACAAGUAACUUGGUUAUCAGGCUCAGGCAAAAUGUCAUUAGGACAGGGCUCAGAAACAUCAGCACCUCGUACUCUCGUAUUUCAUUGGCUGACAUUGCCAAGAAACUAAACUUGGAUUUUGAAAAUCCAGUUGAUGAUGCUGAGAACAUUGUAGCAAAAGCAAUUCGAGAUGGUGCAAUUGAUGCCACAUUGGACCAUGCCAAUGGAUCGUUGGUAUCAAAGGCAAAUGGAGAUGUUUACUCCACAAAUGAGCCUCAACUUGCUUUUGACUCAAGAAUUGCCUUCUGUCUUAAUAUGCACAAUGAGGCUGUCCUUGCAUCGAUUUCCAGAAAAUUUGAGAAAUAAAGGAAGUGUAGCAACGUAGAGAGAGGCUUUUAAUAAAAACAAAUCUGGUAGGAUUAUCACAUGGAUUAAAGUUACAUACACUUAUACAGUAUCAAUGCAAUUUAACUUGAUAUAGCAUGUUAUUAUUCUAUUUUAUAAGUUAUCAUAUCAUCUUGCUAUG